UCAGAAGAAAAAGAGGCGGAGCCACAAAACAAAUAUUUACUGCGCGUGGUCGUGGCUCCUGGUGGAUGAUCUUCAGCCCCUGACACAGUGUGCAGAAUAUUUGAAAGAAAAUCUAAAUUCACUUAUUUCAGCAGCACUGAGUUUAUUCUUUGGCAGAACCGGAAGCCCUUUUCCGCUUCAGAAACAACACAAGCUGGAACUGAAGUAACCGAGGUGUUCAAUACGCAACACUAAACUCUGACUCCCCAUCUUUGUCUGACGCUUUGACUCCGCCUCCUCCAACAUGUCUUCUGAGGCCACGCCAGUCCAGGACUCUGGAUCCAUUACCUCUCCUCCUGCCUCUGCAGGAUCCCCAACUUCUCCAGAGGCCCUGCAGCUUCCAGCCAAGUUCAGAGAGCGCUCGCCCUCCCCCAUGAGAGGCUUCCUCAUCCCCAGCCCCCUGCCCACUCGCAGGAACAGGACCUACUCAGCGGCGGCCCGUGCUGCAGAGGGUCCGGUGUUCACCGGAGUGUGUAAAUGUUUCUGUCGCUCCAAAGGCCACGGCUUCAUCACGCCGUCAGACGGAGGGAACGACAUCUUUGUUCACAUCUCAGACAUCGAGGGGGAGUACGUGCCGGUGGAGGGCGACGAAGUGAGCUACAAGGUCUGUUCCAUCCCUCCCAAACUGGAGAAGGUCCAGGCGGUGGAGGUGACCAUCACCCACCUGAAACCAGGAACCAAACACGAGACCUGGGGAGGAAGCAUCAUCAGCAAAUGAGCAAAUGUUCAUCAUUAGGGAGGGGGGUGGACGGGUGGGGGUCAGGGAUGCUAAGGGAAGUAUUUUGGGAAUAAAUGGGGCUGGAUAAAGUGGCAGACUGGGGGUGAUGGGAGUGUAUGUGGGGGACAGGAGCACCCUGGGAUCAGUCACUGUGAAACUUGUGGGAGACGUCGAAGCUGAAAUCACAACAACCUCAGCUGACAUGACGGGACCGCUGCCUCGGCCGUCACACACACUGGGUAGGAGUAAUCUGGAUUAAAACACACCUGGUUUCAGAGGCGUUCACAUCAGUUUUCUGCACAGGAUUUUAGAUCUGGGUUGAAUUUAUUGGGAUCUGGACUGCAGCUCUAAAUAUCCCCAGAACCCCUCCCUGCAGAUUUCCUGUGUGUGUGAACGAGACGGUGUUUGUUGCCAGAUUACUGGUCCAGAAACAGCAGAUUAUUUCCAGGUAAAUCUGUUGGUGCCUCUUGUUCCCCAGAGAACCUGCAGCUCUGUGUGCCUACAUGUACGAGCCUGUGAUCUGUGCAAGUGAAGUAAAGCGUUUUCAAACCGC
Nematolebias whitei (Rio pearlfish) is the source of this 1310-nucleotide messenger RNA. RefSeq names its product calcium regulated heat stable protein 1 (gene carhsp1). Gene Ontology annotation, biological process: regulation of mRNA stability. The record is from RefSeq and is a predicted model, not a curated record. The transcript is spliced from 5 exons. Gene Ontology annotation, cellular component: cytoplasm. The coding region runs from base 284 to 757 and encodes 157 amino acids. Gene Ontology annotation, molecular function: mRNA 3'-UTR binding. Lineage: Eukaryota; Metazoa; Chordata; Actinopteri; Cyprinodontiformes; Rivulidae.